CAACUGAGUCACUGUCCACUAACUAAAUAUGGAGAUGGUUUUCCACGAAGAACAACCUGAAAUCUCUGUGUAUCAGAACUUCAGAGCUGCUUCAUCCAGGGGAGAUGCAUCAAAGAGCUGCUCUGGUGAAAACAGUAAAGUCACUGCUGCAACAUCUGGAUUUAAACUCUUCAGGCUGGUUGCUCUGAGUUUUGGACUCCUGUGCAUCCUACAGGCUGUUCUCAACAUUUCCCUGCAUCUGACUCUCACUUCACAGCGUAAUUCAUUGAGAGAAGAGAGAGACCAGUUAAAGGCCAACUCUGACGCGCUGAACGGAACCAUGUACGAUGCUGAGGCCAGGUACAAAAGUCUUGCAGAAGAAAGAGAUAUGCUGAAAAGGAAUCUGACUAUCAGCAAUUUACAGCAUGAUUCACUGAUUCAACAGACAGAAUACUUGACGAGGCAGCUGAAUAUUUUAGGUUCACAGCAUGUUUCACUGACUCACGAGAGAGACAACUUGGAGAGGCGGCUGUUUGUCUUAAAUUCAAAACAUGAUUUGCUGACUCAAGAGAGAGAAAAGUUGAAGAGGGAACUAAGUAUUUUAGCACAACAUUUUGGAUGGGUCCAUUUCAGUGACAGUGUCUAUUAUGUUUCUUCUACCAUGAAAAACUGGCAAGAAAGUAGAGAUGACUGCAUUCAAAAAGGUGCAGAUCUGGUAAUUAUCAACAGCAGAGAAGAACAGAAUUUCGUGGUACAAUUGCAGAAGAACUUGUGGAUUGGGCUGACUGAUGCAACAAGAGAAGGGGUGUGGAAAUGGGUGGAUGGGACUCCACCAAACAUGAGCUACUGGAGUACUCAUGAGCCUAAUGGUGCUACAAAUGAAAACUGUGUGGAGGUGAAUAAUUUUUAUCAGGAAAAAAGCUGGAAUGAUGUAGCAUGUUCCAGUCAACACUACUGGAUAUGCGAAAAGAAAGUUUCUCCAUAAUUCUGUAUGCAAACCGACCAUACAUGAUGGAAAAAGGGGCACUUGCAUGCACUUUUUUUUUUUUAUGCAACAGGUUGAAAGAAACAAUGGUAGAUCUCCAGAUAAACAACCUGAAUAUGUUAAUGUGCAUAUGAAGAUAAUUUUCAAAUUUGCUGGCUUGGUGUAGCAUUAAAAGUUAUUGAAAAGCUUCACAUAAUAAACUAAUGUGCAUCAAGAGUCACUGCUUUGCUUCCAAAAUUAAGAUUUUAAUAAUGAUGCAUGCCUUUCCUAAUCUCUAAAUAAAUGGAUUCUGUUUCCUCAUUAGUUGUAAAUGUCUCCUUUAAAGUAACCCUUUCGUGAAAAUUAUUUUGUUGUUGUUUUUACCUUAGCUAGUCAAAUAAUGUUUUUUUUUUAAGUACUAGAAGAGACAUCAGUGUGGCUGCAUUCGAUUGAGGACAGUAGGAGGCUGAAACAUCAUAGAGGAGUGAACGGAAAGCAGCUGUUUUGUCAGGCUUUUGUGAACUAAAUGUUUUUGUUAACCUCAAGAUUUCAAUGCCAGAGUCCUGCUGGACUUUUGACCAUUUCUGAGGUUUAACUGUUGGACUUUGUGAAAAAAUGUUUAGAGAAGUUUACUCAAAAUCUCUCUAAAAUAUUUUAAAUAUGGUCAUCAACUUUAACUACAAAUAGGUUAAAAAAAAACAACAACAAAAACAAACAAACAAAAAGAAACAUGUAAAUUAGAUAAUUUAGUCUUCAGUUUUUUUUCACUUCAUAGCCUCUAAGGUCCAUAAGUUUUGAUAACCAGCUCAGCCACAAACAUGAUCUGUCAGGUCCAAUCAGAAGUGCACUUUCAUGUUAGUGUGUGACUGUGAAAUCAAUUUAGAGCACAAUAUUUCUUUAGUAUGAUCAUUUUAAACCUCAUUCAAGUUAUGUAUUGUUAUGUGUUAUGUAUUCUCUUGUGAGAAACAGAAUGUCCUAUAUGUUUGCAAUAUGUUAAAAAGUCUGAAAAUAAAAGCAGCUCUUGAGCCAUAUUUUGUCAUGAGCUCACUCCAGCCCCUGCCUGGCUCCUUCUUUCUCCCUCCCUCUCCCUCUUCUGCCCGUCCUGUCCUGCCUGCAACCUACUGAUUGCAGAGAUUGGAGACAGCUGUGGUGAUCAGCUCACCUGUUCUCAAUCACAAUUCCUUCAAUUAAAAACUCAGUUCAUUCAUUCACUCUCUGCCAUACCAUAGCCUCUGCUUCCACUGUAUUCCUGCCAGGCCCUCCAGACUGCUUUCCCUGAGUGGCUGCUUCCUGGCGGUCCUGCAUCAGCCGAACACUCGAUGACCCAAUCCUGCCUUGCCUGCCGCUAGCUCCGCUUCAGCUUUUCACCUUUCACCAGCUCCAGCUCCUCUCACCAGACCCUGGAUUCCCCGAGCCUGCCUGCCCUUUUAGUUUAGUUCCCCCUGUCCCAUGAGUAUCCCCGUUUGGUUGGUCUAGAUUUAGUUUAUUCUUUUCAGAUUGGUUUCUGUUCUGUUUGGGAGUGAGUGCUGUUCCUUGGUUUUUGUUGUUUUGCCUAUUUUCAUGAAUUAAGGUUGGUCAGUCUCAGUUUAGUCUUCCUCCCAGUUAUCCAGCCUGAGUUUCUUUUUCCCUACUUGGUUACAUGAGUGUGCCUUCUUAUUAGCUGAGGUUAUAUUUAGUUCCUGAGAGUGUUUUGUUAGGUUAACCCUGCUGGUUUCCCCAAUUGUUCUAUCUUUGGGGUUUGUUUGAAUAAAUUCUGAUUCACCUGAACAAAUCUGUCUGACUGAUCUGUGUCCUGGGUUCCCAGACCCCGCUGUGGCAUAUUAAGUGUCAGAUGGUCAUUAUUUUCAUUUCAAUUUUGCUUUG
Messenger RNA from Amphiprion ocellaris (clown anemonefish), 2806 nucleotides. RefSeq names its product C-type lectin domain family 4 member F-like. The record is from RefSeq and is a predicted model, not a curated record. Bases 29 to 964 code for a protein of 311 amino acids. Gene Ontology annotation, molecular function: carbohydrate binding. Gene Ontology annotation, biological process: biological process involved in interspecies interaction between organisms. Gene Ontology annotation, cellular component: external side of plasma membrane. Lineage: Eukaryota; Metazoa; Chordata; Actinopteri; Pomacentridae. The transcript is spliced from 11 exons.